This is a messenger RNA of Bombyx mori (domestic silkworm), 774 nucleotides long. It is a transcript of the gene SOCS2-12, whose product is annotated as SOCS2-12 protein. NCBI's taxonomy places the organism in Eukaryota, Metazoa, Arthropoda, Insecta, Lepidoptera, Bombycidae. The record is from RefSeq and is marked provisional. Gene Ontology annotation, cellular component: phosphatidylinositol 3-kinase complex. Gene Ontology annotation, biological process: intracellular signal transduction; phosphatidylinositol phosphate biosynthetic process. Gene Ontology annotation, molecular function: 1-phosphatidylinositol-3-kinase regulator activity.
CAGAUGCGUGCUUGGAAGUAGGUGUGCCUCUGGGUGGCUGGUCGUCAGGUGUGGCAUGCUGUCCGAAUUGCAGGCACCAAUUGCGAGUAUCACUCGCGCCGGCGUCGGGCAAGUGUCACGCUUUGCCGUCGCCGCACACGCCGCCUUUCACCGUCCCCCCAACGUAUUGGCCACAUUCGCCUUUGUACGCGCCGCCAUCACCGAUCGUUCCGGCGCCUUACAAUGAUGAACUGAAGCGGCUUGCUGAUACCCUCAGUGCGCUUAGGCUCUCUGGGUGGUACUACGAUACUUUGAAUUGGCAGGGAGCGAGAACAUUGUUAAAAGACGCCAGUGUCGGAGCUUUUGUCGUGAGAGACUCUGGAGAUAGAAACUUUAUAUUCUCACUAUCGGUGCAAACGGAAAGGGGCCCUACAUCCGUGAGGCUUCACUACGAACAAGGAUUCUUCAGGUUAGAUUGUGACAGACCGUUGGCUAGGUACAUGCCCCGGUUCAGAUGCGUGGUGGAAAUGGUGCAGCAGUACAGACGGGCGGGACAACGCGGUGCGGCCGGUACGGUGUGGGUGGACCGCGAGGGGUGUCCGCAUUCGCCGGUGUUACUCACCCAUCCACUAAGGAAGAGCCCCCCAUCUCUCAUGCACGCGGCCCGUCUCGCUGUACACAAAGCCCUCGACUCCAACCCCCUCACUCCCAAGCUCUGGUGCGCUCCUAAACACAGGCUCCUCCCUCUCCCCUCCACUCUAAUAGACUACCUAGGCGAAUAUCCGUACUCGAUCU